Xyrichtys novacula (pearly razorfish) is the source of this 6176-nucleotide messenger RNA. Lineage: Eukaryota; Metazoa; Chordata; Actinopteri; Labriformes; Labridae. The record is from the annotation of a GenBank genome assembly.
UCAUUAUCAAAGUGAUAGCAGAGACAAAGUGCCGGCACUGCCAGUGAUUUCAAGAGAGGAGGAACACGGAGCAUGUUCUGCUCGGGAAAACAGGGGAAUUCAGAGGAGGACUCUCUCUGUUAGGCAGUGGCUGUUUGAUGCAGCUUCAGCGCAAGGGAGGAAAGACAAGACAGAUUGACGAUCAGUUAUUAUGAGCACAGUUACACUGAGGAGAUCCAAGUUGACAAAAACACCAAAACUGUCUUUUUUCUUUCUCCCUCUUUUUUAUCAUCACCUUACAAAAAAAUCCAAGAGUCCAGAAAUUUUAGAUUUUUACAGUGACAGGUCAAAGAUAAGACAAAGCACAGUCAAGAUUACUGACACUGAAUUGACAGCUGUUAGUCUUGCUGCAAAUAAUGACAAGAUUAGAGAUAAGAUUCAAAGACCUGUUAGAGACUCAAAAUGGAAGAGAUGAAAUGACAACGGUAUCUUCACACUGAUAAGACUUGAUCACCGCAGGAAUGAAGGUACAACCACCUCUUCCAGUAAAGCAGCUGAAAGUGACUGGAUUAAAUAUGAUGUCUGAAUCAUCAUCUGCAGCGAGAUUUACGUAUUACUGGAAAUAAACGUUGUGAUAACACUGAGGCCUGGGCUAUCAAACAUGUCAUCCUAAUUCCAGUGUUAACCUCAGUGUGUGUCACUGCUAAUGUGAGUUAAUUUGUGGACUUUUAAACCACAAGACAGCGAGUCCCAUGACUGAUUCUGUCGAUCAGUCACAUUGAUUACCACACAAAAUAUGCAUCUUCAUAAAACCGUUUGAUUAUCAUACAAGGGUUUUCUUGUUUAUGCUCAUGUUACAAAUAACUCUUCAGACAGCAUUUGUAGCCCCAAAAUUCAAAAUCAGUGUUCACAUCUAUACAUCAUCUUCAAAAAUUGUUCGACUACCUGUUAAAAAUUGCAGAUUGGGCCAUACUGUGAUUAUCUUUACAAUGAUAUUUCUCUCUCUUGGAAAAAGCCUCUUCAGAAAAUCUCUUUUGUAAGCUGGCCUGGUUUUAAAGCCUGUGUCAAGAAACAAUGUGACAAACGUGCCUUCAGUUCAUGCUUAGUGGCUGGUGCCUGUUGCAUGUCUUCAUGUGUUUUUAUCGUGCACAUCCAUCAACUCCUACUAACUACAAAGGAAUGCUACCAAAUCACCAACGGCUGCCAGGCCUCCAAAAAUAAUUGCAGAACGAUCAUGGAGUUAACUUUUAAUAGGUAUUUAAAACCUGUAUUCACCAGAGGGCAAGUAAGUGUACAGGUACAGUGUGUUACACGACACACCCCUGUUCUUUCGCUGUGCCAGGCAGUUUGCUGUGCAUGUGUUGUGACUAACCGAGUUUUACACAAGGAAACUGGUAAUGCAGAUUAUUAUCAGAAAUGGUCUCUUUUUUGUUCAUGAGGCUUCAAAGGAUUAAAUGAAGUUGUUUGCUCACUAAAGAAAACCCUGAUGUCAGCAUGAUGGUAGAUUUACAUUUUGUUUUGAAGAAGACACAGGUAAGGUGAGGUGAGGUGAGGAAAAUUAGAGAUUUGCAGGUCGAGGUAAGGUAACAGCUUUAUUACAGAUGUGGUAUGUGAAGUAAAACUUUGAUUACUGUGUAAGCUACACUCCUAACUUAAUAAGCAGUGCAGGUCUAUUUUACAUAGCAGCGUUCUCCCUCAGUACACCUCAGGACACAGAGGAGCAGGUCAAGACUCAUUGUUUAUGAGAACGUCUAGUUGUAUGCAAAUUUAUCUCUUACUGUGAGAGGAUGAUAAACUACAACUGCAAGGUUUUUAUCGGGUACCGUGGGAACAUAUGGUCAAACACAGACCCACUGUUGAUCAUGUUAAUCAUAAACCAUACAUUUAAUAUGAUAAAUAAACUAAAUGAGGUCAACAUUGAGGGUUUAGACAUAUAGAUAUGUAAACUUGCUCCAUAACCUUAAGGUGAGGUUCAGCAUUCAUUAUAUUUCUACCUAAGACUCUCUUUGGUCUCCUGAAUUCACAUCAUACCUGAACCGUGACUUGUUCUGACAGCAUGAGUCAACAUUUGAAUAUCACUAAAUAGUUUUGUGUGUCACUAAAUUACCUCAAAUAAAUCUUUGCAAGGUGAGGUCGAGGCCCACAAGCCCUCUGGGGCUCUAAAGCAGGUUCAUCCAGUCAUGGAGAGAGUCAGAGCAGUUCAAAGCCACAAAAACAGACUACAUGUUGUCCUCGCCUGAACCAUGAUAUACGUCAUCAGAUUUCAGAUACAGGUAAUGCUGGGCAAUUAUUUAAUACUUCACACUUCUACGCAUUUACCUGAAAGACAUAAGAAAUAACUUUAAUGAAUGUGACAUACAGAUUUUAGCAUUGUUUCAUGGUAAACUGUAUGAUACACACCUACAGUAGUUCAAACUAGCUCUGUUUUAGAGCAAAAUGCAACAUUUAAUCAAAGUGUGUUUUUUUCUGUAGAUCCUACUGCCAAUACUGGAGAGCCUCUUUAAUGUUCCUUGAAUGAGGCUAAAGUAUAAUGGAGCCCUGGUGUCUGAUGGCUAAAGCCUGCUGCAAGAAUAGAAAAACUCUCUCCUGUGCUGCUAGGGGGCUGACAACUGAGGUAAAACGAGAGAGGAGAGCUCUUGGGUAAAACUUCUAACUCUCUAAUUUUUCUCAUGUUCAGACAGAGAAAAGAUCAGCAAUAUAGUCAGACCACAAUCACUUGAUGGUGCCAUGCCUUCAGCUACAUGGCAAAGCAUCGAUAUAAGAAGAAUGAUAGGAGAACUAGAGAUGUGUCAGACAGUAUACCAAGAGUUUGGUGUGCGUAAAAGCGCACAGUUACCCACGUGUUUAAUGCGCAGGGCACCUGCAGCUUCUCGUUGAGCAGAGCCUGUUUGCCCUCUCUGGUAUUGGUUUCGUUGCUAUUUUUUAGAAACGUGUUUAUCACUUAGUAUGUCGUUAGAGGUAUUGCUGUGGGGGCGGGAUCUCUCCGUCUGCCCUGCCAGUUUGAUAGAUGGGCGGGUUCUAGCAGCAAGGUUAAGAAGCUGCCCGCAGCGCAGCAGAGAGCAUUGAGCACCAGUUCUCCUCUGACUCUCUUCACCUCUGCCUCUGACUCGCAGGCAAAGUCGGACUUUUAUACCGAGGCUAAAUUUAGGGGGCUGGCCAGUGCACUGCGUCCUCAUCCUGGACGCACUUCCUUCCCCCAGCCUUGCACUGGUCUCUGCCAACAACAUUUAUAAGAAAACCAGCUCCUUCCAGACACAAAGCUGCACGAGAGAGGAGCAGCACCAGGCAGCAGAAAAACGCGCUCCGAAUUUCUUUUUUUGAUUCUGGAAACUCAGUGAACUCUGGUGAUUCCCUUUUAAAUAGAGAAAGAGUGUUUUCUUAAUAUUUGAGGACGGUUUCACGAUUUUUACUUCACACGCAUGGAAAUGGCCUUGAGUGGGACCAUUUUACCCUCAAUCUCUACAUUUGCCAACCAAAAGGAGAAAUGUUGGGAAGAUGUAAGUUGCACACUUUGUAUUUACACUUGUUUUCUGCUCAGUGUGAUGUUUGACUUCAUGACAUAAAUUCAUGUUCGCGUUUUGCUGGCACAGUUGUCAUUUUAGAAAAAUUGAUCGCCGUUUUGGUAGACAGUUAACUUUUAUUUAUAAAACGUUGAACUUAUUUUUAGAGGUCUACUGCAUGUCAUGCUGUCAAACCCCAAAGUUUAACCCACAUUUCUCAAUCCGUGCACCUUACGGCUUGAGUAUUUUUCUCAUCUCGUGUGGUAUGAAUGUCAAGGUAAAGGCAUACUAAUCUUUCUCUCUCUCUCUCUCUCUCUCUCUCUCUGCAGAGGUGGAAGGGCGACAUGUGCGGCGUUACGCCCAACAUGAGCAGCAGUUGCCUGGGACGAAAAGAUGAAGAGGACCUGGAUAAGUUCUUGGAUCUUGAGUUUAUUCUCUCUAACACAGUCAUCUCCGACAGUGCGCUAGAAUCAGGGACGGGAACAGACUCGUAUCGGCUCCAGGAGUCCGGGGCGUCCGUGUAUCACCAGCAAGACUCCAGGAUGUCCCAGCAACCGGCCAAUUACUCUCCUGUCCCGGACAUAAGCAGCCCUCCGCCGCCGUACACCAGCCUGAUGGCGGAGCUCCUUCGCUCGGACGUGGACCCCAACUUCCUCUCCGGGAGCGGCUCCAGCAUCCAGGGCAGAUUCCUCUUCAGCUCGUCGCCUUUCCAGACCUCUCAGGACUUAUUCCCCGAGCAUCCCAACAUUAAGGUGGAGCCCGGUUCCAUGGACACUUAUGGACCUGUUAUGGGUCUGGUGCCUCAGAGCUGCACCAAAAUCAAGCACGAGGGCAACGUCUCGUGCAUGAUGUCAUACGAGCAGCAGCCGAGGUUGGCCAAUUCCCCGCAAGCCCCGAUGGGUAGCUUGACGCCGCCUCUCAGCCCGGACGACCUCAUGAGCUCCGAGUGCCACCAGACACAGAUGUGCAACACCUCGCUCAAGUUCCCGCAAAACUUCCAGCCUCAUCACCGCUGCACGCCCGGGGUAUUCCCUCACACGCAUACCGGGAUGCAGCUGCCUUACCCCGGUGCCCACCACCAUCACCAGUUCCCCGGCGUGUUCGGGGAGGACGUGGCCUUGGGUCUGCAACAGCAACAGCCAGCGGCCGGACAGCGGGUUCUGCUCACCCCGCCGUCCUCCCCGUUGGACUUGAUGGACACAAAGCCGAAGAGGGGUCGUCGGUCCUGGCCGAGGAAACGGACAGCAACACACACGUGCACUUUCAGCGGCUGUGGGAAGACCUACACGAAAAGCUCGCACUUAAAGGCGCAUCUCAGAACGCACACAGGUACGAUCUUGAAGUGACAUGUCACCCAAACACAUUAUGUAAACAUCAUGUGAUCACCUGCUCUCACUCACAGCUUCUUUUUCUAUAUCUGCUUUCAGGAGAGAAACCUUACCACUGUAGCUGGGAGGGCUGCGGCUGGAAAUUCGCGCGUUCAGACGAGCUCACACGUCACUUCCGGAAGCACACCGGACACCGCCCAUUCCAGUGUCACCUGUGUGAACGAGCUUUCUCCAGGUCCGACCACCUCGCCUUGCACAUGAAGAGGCACAUGUGAGGAGGCACCUUUGGACUAAAAGAAAACAAAAUGGCGCUGACAAGAACUUCUAUGCAACCCUAUGAAAAAAGUGUAGUAGGCUACAUGUGUUCAGCUAGAAGGAUGCUAUGCAAUUAUAUACACACAAGUUCCUUUAAGAGUAUCAACUAUAGUGGUGCCAUGGCAGCAUAAACUGUCACAGUGUAAGAGGACACCACUAUUGACUAUACUGUUAUACCUAGAGGUAUAUUACAGGAAUUUUAUUGUGAUUUUUUCAUUGAGGCAAAGGAAUCCUCCUCAAGUUAAGAUGCCCUGUCAUUGUAGUUUGAUAUAAGAUGACUAUUUCUUUGAAGAGAUGACAAACAAACCACAAAAUAAUGAGGAAAUAUUGCCACAGACGAUAGAAACAGACACACGCUGUUCUCACACUGUAGCUGUUUGUUUUGUUUUCUCUUUUUAAAACUAUGUAGCUGGUACUACUUUUUAAGAAAUGCUGUCAAUGGACUUAAACUUACCUGCACAUUCCACUCAUCAUGUCGGGCACAUGCCGCUGAAGCAACUGGAAGCAGACAGUCCUAUCAAAGAUGUAUUUCCCCAUCAGUGCCUUCUGUAGCACAGUAUAAUGAGUGCCAUAGUCUCUACUGGCCAAAAGACAAUCAAAGUUUUAUUCUAUGUUAUAUUGUGAGUGUUAACAGCACAUAAAAUAAGCUUCGAGACAAUGUUUGUUACAAACUGCCUUCCUUCUCCUCAGAUGCUUGAAUAGAAUGUUGUGUCUGUGAGUCUGUUGUCUACAAGCAUUAAAGUCAGGGUCUUACAGGUCUCACAGAAGUGCAUACCAUCUCAACGCCACGUGAAGACAAAGGGCUAUAAAGUCUUUGAAUUUGAACAAAAACUUGUUUGUAUCUUGAAGAAAUGUACUGCCUUGUAAAUAGAUUUUUUUACAUAAUGUAAAUAUUUUAUUUUAAUGUACAUAUUAAACUAAAUGAACAGUAUGAUAUCGAAGUUUUGAGUGUGAUUUCAAUGAUUUGAACAUGACGCAAUUACACACAAACACACAUAGUUUGAAAGCUCAGAUUUGACCUUUGACCCCAUUAAACAGAAGAUUUCUACUAGAG